AUGUUGCUGGGAUCUGGUCAAGCCGUCAACGUAGACAGGGCGCCAAGAUACCACCUGGGCCAAAAGGUAUACAUCAAGUCAAUCCAUAUUCAAUCACUGGCUAACGAGACAAAAGGAUGGCCAGUUCUUGGAAGCGCGCCAGCCCUGGCUGCCGUUGACAUUAAUGGGAUUAUCGGCAUCUUUAAGAAGUGGGCAGAGCAAUAUGGCUCCAUCACUCAGUUCAGCGCCAUGGGUGACAAGCAAGUAAUUCUUACCGAAGAAAAGGACGCAAGAGAGCUGUUUGUCAGGCGAGGAAUCAAGUAUUCUGAUCGGGGGGCCCCCCACGCCGUGGAAUAUAUUUCGAUGAAACAGAAUCCUGGUUUCAGGCCGAAAGACGAUGGAUGGCGUCGCCAGAGAAGCAUGAUACAGAGUGCUAUCAACAUCACCUCCAUCAAUAAGUAUCAGAGACUUAUGGAUGAUGAAGCAACAUUCACGGUAAAUGCAUUGCUACAGUCACCGGACUCGUUUCAUGAAGAGUUCUUGCGAUACUCCUACUCGGUUUUGACGAGCUCGUUGCUCGGCUUCUCAGUCCACAGUCCAUCCGACCCUUUUAUCCACCACAAUGAAACCUUCACGGCGGAACUCAUGAACUCGUUCCGUCCUGACUGCUUCCCGAGCAAUGUGUUUCCCGCGCUCAGAAAGCUCCCUACGUGGCUUCUGCCAAGUUUGAGAACUAUGGAGAGGCUCCGGAAAGAGUAUGUGGGCGAGAUGUGGGCUUUCAGACGAAAGAUUGAGAAGCUUGUCAAGGAUGGCUCGGCGACAGAGUGCAUCUAUAAACACUUUCUCCUGAACCGAGACCAGUAUAGCGUCACUGACGAAGAGUCCGUUCACACCUUUCAGGCCAUGAUCGACGGCGGAACUCGAUCUCCCCACAACAAUCUACUAACCUUCAUAUUCCUCAUGAUGGAGUUUCCCGAGUGGCAGAAGAAGCUCCAAGACGAGGUCGACAAGGUCGUGGGCAAGGAUCGAAUGCCGAGCUAUACGGACAUUCCGAACCUGCCCACUGUGAGAGCUAUCGUGAAAGAGGCCGUCAGAUACAGAAGUAUAGUCGCAGAAAUGGGCAUUGGCCAUUGCCUGCAAACGGACGAUAUUUAUGAGGGCUACUUUUUUGAGAAGGGCACUGUAUUCAAUGCGAUAUUCGCGUCUAUCCUUAUGGACAAAAACAUCUAUCCAGACGGCAAACUUUUCAAUCCUGCCCGCUGGCUUGAGCCUGGUUACCCUACCUACAAGGAACCCCUGACCACGUAUCCUAAUUGUCAAAGAUUUCCAGCAUUUGGAUAUGGUAGGCGAGCAUGCCCAGGCGUGGAAUUUGCAGAGAGGACCCUGGUCAUAAUGUUUGCAAAGCUGGGGUGGACGCUGAAUAUCAAAUGGCCGACUGAUAAGAACGGUAAGGAACUUCGGGAAAAUUUACAGUAUGAACCAGUGCCAGCUCCGAGACCUUUGAAGUUUGGUUGCAAGCUUGAGGCUCGAGAUACAGAUCGAACCAAGAUAGUUGAGAAGGCAGCGAAGCAUUUGAGUCUACAGUGA
Aspergillus clavatus NRRL 1 is the source of this 1566-nucleotide messenger RNA. It is a transcript of the gene psoD, whose product is annotated as cytochrome P450 monooxygenase psoD. Gene Ontology annotation, molecular function: heme binding; iron ion binding; monooxygenase activity. The transcript has 3 exons. The coding region runs from base 1 to 1566 and encodes 521 amino acids. The record is from RefSeq and is a predicted model, not a curated record. Lineage: Eukaryota; Fungi; Ascomycota; Eurotiomycetes; Eurotiales; Aspergillaceae.